Plasmodium vivax (malaria parasite P. vivax) is the source of this 1795-nucleotide messenger RNA. Its product is annotated as tRNA methyltransferase, putative. The transcript has 4 exons. Lineage: Eukaryota; Apicomplexa; Aconoidasida; Haemosporida; Plasmodiidae. Gene Ontology annotation, cellular component: nucleus. The coding region runs from base 689 to 1795 and encodes 368 amino acids. The record is from RefSeq and is a predicted model, not a curated record. Gene Ontology annotation, biological process: tRNA N1-guanine methylation. Gene Ontology annotation, molecular function: tRNA binding.
GCAACGGGGAGACUUUCUUAAAAAAGCGCUCCCACGUAAGAUAGGUGAGACGGCGCACGUCCGUCGAGUAGUUUUUUUUUUUCUUUUUUACGUCCCUCUACCCCUUCGAUGGAUCACCUCAAUCUGGGUGAUAGCUACCUCCCCACAGUGCACUGCCCCAAAGAGUAGUCCCCCCCGAGUUGGUCAUUCGCCUGGCGCGUUCAUACAGCGCAGUAUGCACCUCCCCCCAGGGGGUAACUCCCCUCCCGCUGAAAGUCUGGGGAGCUGCGAAUUGGGCAGAGGGGACUCGAACACGGGGCAAAAAAAUACAAUUUGAAAUGCUCGGCAAAGGGAACUCCACCUGUUAUCUGCGCUCAGUUGUAUUGUUUUUUUUUGGUUUUUUUUUUUUCCACUUCGGUUCAUUUCACCUAUUCGCUUUGGAGAGUUCCUCCCUGAGAGCAACCUUCCCAGUAGCUCCGCUAACGGCUGUGAGAUUCCAUGGCUGCAUGCGUGAAGUGAGCUGUGCAUCUGAGUUAGGCAGACGUCAUUUUAGGAGAGCGUAAGGAAUAGUUACAGUAGGAGGAAAAGCGCGUUGACCCACGGAGGGAGAAGCAACGGGGCAUUUACCACCCAGAGGAAGGACCCUUAAGGUGGAAGCUAUCCCAAAAGGGGGGCACCGAAAAGGAGAAAAAGGAAACGCCCCAACGAAAUGGGCAGCGCAGAAGGGGGAGACCAACCUGGGGGGGAAGCUGCGGAAAAUUCAUCCAGUGGUACAGCGGACGGCCAAGCAAAAAACCAAACAGACGACCGUGUGGAAAACCAAACUGACCACCUCGACGAAGCGGGCACCCUGCUCGCCUGCCUCGCCAACGCGGUGGACCAGGAGGACGUAGACAAAGUGAACAGCAGGGGGGAGAAAAAAACCAAAAAGGAAAAGAAAAAAGAAAAAAGGGAAUACCUAAAGGAAAAGAGGAAGAAGAACAGACCAGAAGAAAAAAAAAAAAGAAAAGAAAAGAAAAAAAAUGAACUUUUGAAAGCAUUAAAUGGACUGAACCCAAGUGAGAGGAUACAGUUUCUAAGCGAAAGGAGAGCUUUACAGGAAGAGAGAAAAAAAAAGAGGCAACAGUUUUUGAUGAAGGCCUACAAUGAGGGGUAUAAAAUUUGCUAUAACUGCAGCUUUUUAAAUUUGAUGGGAGAGAAAGAAGUUUCCAGUUUAGCCAAGCAGGUUUUUCUGGGCUACCACUACAUGAUCAAGGAGCAGUUGCCUGUGCAGUUUCAUUUUACCAGCUUGACGAGCGGCGACGAAUUCCACACGCAGCUCAGGGACAAGUAUGCGCUGGGGAAGUGGCGCGUGCACAUCCACUCGGAGGACUACUGGGAUGUCUUCCCGCGGGACAAGAUCGUCGUGCUGUCGCCCGACGCGGAGGAGGAACUGACCGAAGUUCUGGACGACGAGGUGUACGUCAUUUCCGCGCUGGUCGACCGGAGCGUUUCCAAGAAUUUGUCCUUCUACCAGGCGUCCCUCCACAACUUGGUGACGAAGAAGUUACCCUUGGAGAAAUAUUUUAAGAAGAAAAAAAGCAACGUGCUGAACGUUAACACCGUGGUGGAGAUUUUAAUAAGUUUUUUAAAAAAAAAAAAUUGGAUGCAGGUUUUCGAGGAGUGCGUGCCACAAAAAAAAGUGCUCUGCUUCUGCUACGGAUCCCCAGCGGAGGGACCCAGAGAUGAAGCGGCAGACGCGGAUGAGGGGAAAAAAACAGACGAAUUGUAUUUAGAGGAUAACGGAAAGAGGUACGUCCACCAGGAUGCGUCAUAA